Harmonia axyridis is the source of this 2118-nucleotide messenger RNA. Its product is annotated as SET domain-containing protein SmydA-8-like. Gene Ontology annotation, molecular function: protein binding. The record is from RefSeq and is a predicted model, not a curated record. Bases 198 to 1613 code for a protein of 471 amino acids. NCBI's taxonomy places the organism in Eukaryota, Metazoa, Arthropoda, Insecta, Coleoptera, Coccinellidae. The transcript has 4 exons.
CAAACAAUAACAGAAUCCAAUAAAAUGUGUUGAAGUAGCCACUUAGUUGCAUUAGUCAACAAGAACACACCUCAGCUGCCUCAGCAUUGAGUCGAUUCACCUGUGCCGAUCCACAAAUCAAAACUGAAUAUUUUUCCAGCUAAAAAUAAAUCUAAAUCCGAUUCAAAUAAACUGUCUGUUAAAUUUUACCCGCUGUUAUGACCUGUGAAAGAAGUGUUCCAGCGGUGAGUCGAGUUAUAGCUGAUUUCUUAAGACGUAAAGAUUUAGAUGACGAAAAUGCUCCAUGGGCUCUGGGAGAAUCACCUCUAGGGGGAAUAGGUAUAUUUGCCACAAGAGACAUCGCGUGUGGAGAAGAAAUCUUUAGAGAUUAUCCUGUUAUUGAUGGUCCUAGAAUCAAGCAUUCAAAUUCGCUGUUUUGUGUGGCUUGCUAUAAGCAAACUAAUCUAGCACCAUGUCCAAAAAGAUGCGGUUUACCCAUUUGUUCCAAAAUUUGCACCCAACACCACCAAUCAGAAUGCCACCAGAUUAAAACCAAAAGAAGUGAAGUGCAAGAGAUAGAUGUGGAGCUAUUCAAAAAUUUAACACCCUUACGCUGCCUCUCACUCCGUGAAGACGAUAAGGCAGUGGUGGCAAUAUUGAAGCACCAUAAAGGCUCAAACCACGGAAUAGAAGUGGACAAAUUGAAAUCAAUUGGUUUCAAGUUUGAAGAACAAGAAGAAGAUUAUAUAAGACGUGUAUGUUGUGUGAUGGACGCCAACGCUUUUGAGGUAAUGAUAGAAAAUGAAGGAAAAGAGUCAGAUUUUCGUGGUUUGUAUCCAUUAGCAAGCCUUGUGAACCACUCUUGUGUUCCAAAUUUAACACACGCAUUCGACCAGAACAAGGUUAUGGUGGUCAAGGCAUGUGUACCAAUCAGAGAAGGCCAAGAGCUUUUCCAUUCCUACGUUAGGCUCAUAUGGAGCACACCAACAAGGCAGUUCAACCUGGUUAAAACCAAACACUUCAUUUGUAAAUGUCCGAGAUGUUUAGAUCCAACAGAAUUUGGUACAUACAUGUCUGGAAUUUUAUGUAAAAAGUGCAAGGGAAAUGUUAUACCUAUCAAUCCUUUGAAUACAAAGUCGAAUUGGAGGUGUGAAGACUGCGGAACGGAAGUUAGCGUACCGGAAAUGGCUAAAAUAAUAUGCGUACUUGGAUCCGUUUUGCGCACUUUUGAUGAUGAAGAUCUGGAGCUGAUGUUGAAAUUUUUGAAGAUGAAAUUGUCGGAUUUGGUGCAUUCGAACCAUGAGAUAGCUGUGGACUUGAAGUAUAGGAUGGUUUGGAUUAUUGGGCAUCAUGAAAAGUAUAGGUUGAAAGAUAUAGAUGAUAAUCUUCUCGAUUUUAAAACCAACAUAUGUAAGGAUCUAUUGAAAUUAUUGGAAUCCUUGAAACUGGGAGACAAUAAAAUGAAAGGACUUUUAUCAAUCGAGAUGCUCUCCUGUUUGAAAGAAAAGCACAGACGUAAAACCUCCUCCAAAAUGAAUGGUCAUGAUAAGGUCAUAUCAGGACAGGCCGAGAAAUAUUUUGAAGGGACUUGUUCAAUUUUGAAAGAGGCAGUAUCGAGUGAUGUUAAAAUAUGAAACUCCAUUGUACAAAGUUUCCAUAAAAUUAAAGAAAAAUGUAAUAUAUCAUUAUUUAGAGUAUACCAGUUAACACAUGAUUAGCACCUGCUAUCUAUAUUGUAGAAAACUGAAAAAAUGAGGUGAAUACUGACGUAAAGUCAGGAGCUUUAGCUGCUUGUUCAUACAUGUGCCAAUUGCGCUCAUGGAGACUACGUAUGCAGUUCUCUGGACUUCAAGAGCGCAAAAAUGACGAACGUUCAAUAGCCAAUAAUAAUAUUCUUGACAAAAAUAAGAAAAAAAAAACUGAUGCAGGCAGGAGCUCUUGAGCGCGAGUGAAUAGCGCCCUUGGAGGCCACAGAAAUGUAUAUAAGUAUUUGAAGUCUCCAAAGGUCCCUCAAUGAACGAGCUUGCAAUGCUUCUGAUAUCAUGCCAGUACUGUCCUGUUUUUGUAACAAUCAUUCGAAAGUUAGUUGUACAUAUUAUAUACUAAGCUAUACUCCUUAAAUAUACAGUGAUAUAAAAU